Penicillium griseofulvum is the source of this 1614-nucleotide messenger RNA. RefSeq names its product MDR family MFS transporter. Gene Ontology annotation, biological process: transmembrane transport. The coding region runs from base 1 to 1614 and encodes 537 amino acids. Gene Ontology annotation, molecular function: transmembrane transporter activity. The transcript has 3 exons. NCBI's taxonomy places the organism in Eukaryota, Fungi, Ascomycota, Eurotiomycetes, Eurotiales, Aspergillaceae. The record is from RefSeq and is a predicted model, not a curated record.
AUGGACGCUGUGCCUUCUGACCAAGAGCCAACUCCGAGCUCCCCAGUCCCAGACGAGACCUUAAAUCGUUCGUUUUUACAAACAUUCAGCAUUCUCUCGGCCCUAUGUGCAGGAGUAUUUGUCGCUGCACUUGAUGUCACUAUUAUUACCACGGCCUUACCGUCGAUCGCCGCCCAUUUUCACUCAAGUUCCGCCUACACAUGGAUCGGCAGCUCCUACAUCCUAGCCAACACGGCCACCGUUCCCGUCUGGGGCAAAUUAUCGGACAUCUGGGGUCGAAAGCCGUUGCUUCUAGUUGCGACAGUUAUAUUCUUCGCCGGAAGUUUGAUUUGCGCAGUCAGCGAUACGAUCGCACCGUUUCUGUUUGGUCGGGCCGUGCAGGGGCUAGGAGCGGCCGGGCUGAUAACCCUCGUCAACAUUUGUGUCUGUGAUUUGUUCUCUCUCCGAGAUCGCGGGCUCUAUUUUGGCCUGCUUUCUGUCGUAUGGGCCCUCGCUAGUGGAGUAGGUCCAGUCCUCGGUGGUGUGUUUACUGAAAAAGCAAGUUGGCGCUGGUGCUUUUGGAUUAAUCUCCCAAUCUCUGGACUCGUGUUCUUGAUACUAUGGUUCACUCUCAACCUCGAGACCCCCAAUACCCCAAUAUGGAGUGGCCUGAAGGCAGUCGACUGGACUGGAUGCUUGUUCGUCAUUGGAAGCACCAUCAUGCUCUUGCUAGGUCUCGACUUUGGGGGUGUCACGCAUCCCUGGAACUCAGCCACAGUGAUAUGUCUCAUUAUCUUUGCCGGUGUGGUUCUGGGUCUCUUCGUCGUCAACGAAUGGAAACUAGUCAAGUACCCCGUCAUCCCUCUAGCGCUGUUCAAUCAUCGCUCUGGUGUCGCUUCCUUCCUGGUCUGCUUUUGCCAUGGCUACAUCUUUAUGGGCGAAGCAUAUUAUCUCCCCCUAUACUUCCAAGCGGUUCUCGGUUCCAGUCCCAUUAUGUCUGGGGUUUACAUUCUCCCGUUUGUCUUAACUAUCACCGUCUCAGCUGCAUUGACUGGACUCUUCAUUCAGAAGACUGGACUCUAUCUCCCAGCGAUGUGGCUGGGGCUAGUCACUAUGACCCUGGGAGUGGGUUUGUUGAUUAACCUCGAUUUUACCGCCAAUUGGGGUAAGAUAAUGGGUUUCCAAAUCAUUGCCGGCGUUGGUAUCGGUUUGAAUUUUGAGGGGCCAUUGCUGGCUCUCCAAGCAAUCGUCGGGACAGAGAAUGAUGCGACAGCCACUGCCACCAUUGGAUUCGUAAGAACCCUGUCGACGGCGAUCUCGGUCGUUAUCGGAACAGUUGUGUUCCAGAAUCAGAUGGCAAGAAAGGGAUCACAAUUGAUUUCUGCUCUGGGAGAGAAUAUAGCCAGUCUGGUCUCAGGAGCCGCAAUAGCUAAUAUAGGGGUCAUCGAUACACUCCCCUUAGAUCAAAAGCUCGUCGCACGGGAGGCCAUUCACGAAUCUUUAAAGACGGUCUGGAUUAUGUAUGUUGCAUUUGCAGGUGUGGGCCUGGUGGCAGGGAUAUUCGUCGAGGGCCGUCAUCUUGACACCGAGCAUAAGGCACCAGUGCUCGGUCUGCGAGAUAACGAUGAUCGUUGA